AUGCCGCGAGGGCUCAUCGCCCCACUACAUGCUCUCACGGUUCUGAUUCUUUCUUGUCUCGCCCAUUCCGAGCCAACCCUCACCAGCCUCAACAGAGCUAUAGCAGCCCGCUCAUCACCCACCGCCCAGGCCCACGACGCGCCGUUGCUCUUCCCUGGAGCCUUGCGUGACCCGUCCUAUUUGCCUGCGGAAAUCGGUGGCGUCAUCGCAGCCUACGGCGUGUCCCUUGUCUUCGUCGCAAUCACUCUGCUUGCGCUGGCAAAGAAACGACGCGAGCACCUCAAGGCCGCUCAGGACGAGUUUGUCUUUGAAGCACCGGCAGACUUCUGCAGCCCAGAUCGCGCUCCCGGGGAACUUCAUUCUUAUCCAGACGCCGCACGAGUGCCCAAUUUCUCCUACCCUUCACCCAUCAACACCGACUUCAACGUCUCGAGCCCUCACAUCUAUCCGUCGCCGACGUCGACUGCCGGUGCCCCGGGAGUCGAUCUUGCUGUCGAUCAGAGGGUCGUUCAGGCAGACCGAGAGAUGGCCCAGCAACAGCUCGAGGAGAUGUACAGGCACGUCAUGGAGCACGAGGAGGCCAAGGAAAACGGCACCGUGCCCGACGCACCCGUCAUCCCCAGGCCGCCUCAGAAUCACGCUCCAGACUCGAUGGGCUCCAAGAAGGAGAGAUCCAAACCCGCCAGCCUCAACCUCAGUCGAGGUGUUGAAGAAAAGUCACACUCCAAAGCACACUCUUUCUUCUCCGCACUCCGCUCACCCAGGAAAAAGUCCAUCAAAGGCAUCUCCAUUUCCUCGCCCAUCAUGACGCCGCAUUCUUCCACUUUCCCAGUACACGACUUCCAGGAAAUGAGUCCCAUGGCCCCGAGGCCUUACGCUCCGGCACCUCCAGCCCCCGAUCAACCGGCCAGCGUGCAGACCAUAGAUGAGCGCAUCAGCGCGUUGUCUGGCACCGCCAGCGGCAGCAGACAAGUCUCGCAGGCUCCCACCGAGGCGGACCCGGCAUCGGCCACGUCGGAGCAUUCUCAGGUCCCUCUGGUCGGACUCCCGUCGUCGCCCAAGCCCUCGGCCAAACCUCCCCAGCUUCCCUCGUCACCCAAGCCAGGUGCCAGCUUCCGGAAGCCCAACGCUCCUUCGGCCGUGCGGACAGGAGGCACCCUGCCGCUACGAGCCUACGAGCCGGCCAUGAGCUCGCCGUCUGCCAUGGCUUAUACCACCAAGCAGACGGUGUUUGAGAGGAGAGGGCCGCUCUCCCCGACCACGGGCAGGACCCCCCGCACGGCUGGGGCGGUUCCGUACUCGCCAUAUCAGCCCAACACGCCCUGCAUACCGGUGACGCCGUCGCUGGUCACCAAGGAGGACAGAAGACGCAUGAAGAGAAUGAUACCCAAGACGCCUACAUUGGAGAUGGUCAAGAGUUCCGACGAUGUAUGGUAG
This is a messenger RNA of Hirsutella rhossiliensis, 1437 nucleotides long. RefSeq lists its product as uncharacterized. The transcript is spliced from 2 exons. The record is from RefSeq and is a predicted model, not a curated record. Lineage: Eukaryota; Fungi; Ascomycota; Sordariomycetes; Hypocreales; Ophiocordycipitaceae. Bases 1 to 1437 code for a protein of 478 amino acids.